This is a messenger RNA of Penicillium taxi, 1521 nucleotides long. Its product is annotated as T6SS phospholipase effector Tle1-like catalytic domain-containing protein. The coding region runs from base 1 to 1521 and encodes 506 amino acids. The transcript has 5 exons. The record is from RefSeq and is a predicted model, not a curated record. Lineage: Eukaryota; Fungi; Ascomycota; Eurotiomycetes; Eurotiales; Aspergillaceae.
AUGGCUCAGGGAAAACGCAUAGUUGCAUGCUGUGAUGGAACAUGGGUGAAUAGUGAAAAGGGCUAUGAUGCUCCGACUUUACAACAGCCUCACACUACUCUUUCCAUCCCGACGAAUGUGACUCGUGUUUAUCGUUCUUUAAAGAGGAGGGCAUUUGAUGGGAAGAUCCAGGUCGUGUAUUAUCAUUCUGGAGUCGGAACUUCCGGAAGUAUUGUUGAUGCACUUGCUGGUGGGAUAUUCGGAGCUGGGGUUUCUGAAGAUAUUCGUGAAGUGUAUAGCUUCAUCGCCACAAAUUAUGAAUAUGGCGAUGAAAUCAUUCUCGUGGGAUUUUCGCGGGGUGCUUUCACUGCGCGUAGCGUGGCUGGUCUCAUCUCCGAAAUUGGACUUCUUAAUUCUAGAGGUAUGGAGGAUCUUUAUCCGAUCUUCAAGGAUAUGCAACGUAUGGAAGGUAGUCACCACAGGGAUAAGUUCCCUACUAAGCCCUUUCCUAACAAGCCGAGGCAUCGGAAGGAAUACAGGAACCGUCUUGAAUAUGAGGGCCUUACGCGAGUUUAUGAUCAAGAUGGAAUUCGUAUCCGAGUUCGAUGCGUUGCGGUCUGGGAAACAGUCGGAAGUCUAGGUCCUCUAAACAAUAAGUACAUCUUAUCGCCAUCCAACAGAGAAAUACUGACCAGCUCUACGUGCAAAUUCUACAACACAUCACUAUCAAACGGCAUCGAGCACGCAUUCCAAGCACUAGCCCUAGAUGAAGAGCGCACAUCAUUCGCCCCAGCAAUCUGGGAACGACCCCGCCACGUCAAGACAGACCUACGUCAAGUCUGGUUCUGUGGCGUGCACUCCAACGUUGGCGGCGGCCUUCCAGACCAAGAGCUGGCAAAUGUGUCUCUAGUCUGGAUGGUGGAUCAACUAGCCUCAAUAGGAAUAUCCUUCGAAGAAGGAUUAAUAGACCGCAUCUUCGAUGACAAUGUCUGCUACUACUACGACAAAGCAGACCGCAACGCAGAGCACGCUAAGCAUGUUACGCGAUGGGCGUCGAAGGACAUCUACCAUAAACACAAGCCCGUUCGACCAUGGGGGUUAGGCGAGCUCGUACAGUCUGUAACGGGAAUUUACCGUUUAGCUGGGAAGACGACACGCACACCAGGCAUGUAUCGCCGCAUAGAACGGGAUACGACCGCACCGACAGAUACGUUCUUGGCUAGGACCAAUGAGCGCAUUCAUCGCAGUGUUAGGAUUAGAUUGGCGCUUGGGGGGCUGGGGUUUGAUGAUAAGGAACUUUAUUCUUGUCGUGCGCUCCUUGGGCAUGGGUGGGUGGUUAGGAGGAUCUUUCAUGAUGAUCCUUAUGUUGAGUGUGAUGAGUAUCACUGGGCUUGGGUUUAUGAGGGGCCUGAGAAGUAUAGGCCGGCGAAGUCCAUGAUGCUCGAGGCAGAGAUCGGUCCUUAUGAGCAUCGAUUUAUUAAGCUUAAUAAGGGUGAGUUCACCAUUCUAGAGCUUAUAUAUAUAUAUUUUUUUCAUUGCUAA